Penicillium diatomitis is the source of this 1185-nucleotide messenger RNA. RefSeq names its product histone chaperone NAP1 (gene nap1). Lineage: Eukaryota; Fungi; Ascomycota; Eurotiomycetes; Eurotiales; Aspergillaceae. The record is from RefSeq and is a predicted model, not a curated record. Gene Ontology annotation, biological process: nucleosome assembly. Bases 1 to 1185 code for a protein of 394 amino acids. Gene Ontology annotation, cellular component: chromatin; nucleus. The transcript has 6 exons. Gene Ontology annotation, molecular function: chromatin binding; histone binding.
AUGUCGGAGCCAAUCAGGAAUAAAAAGGCCGAUUUCCCGGUCGCCCCAACCCCACAGAACACCCCGGCCAACAAUGCCCCCAUCUCCUCCCACGCUCAGCAGCCGGGCGUUUCCAGCAUCAAGGAAGAGCCCAUGGACAGCGCCGCUGCCGCUUCUCUCUUCGCCCGUAACCCUGCUUUGAUCAACAUGAUUCAGGUCCCUCCCCCUGUGGUCCGCCGCCGAGUCGCCGGCCUGAAGGGUAUUCAGAAGGAGCACGCCAAGUUGGAGGCGCAGUUCCAGGAGGAGGUAUUGGAACUCGAGAAGAAGUACUUUGCCAAGUUCACCCCUCUGUACGAGCGCCGUGCCACGAUCGUGAACGGCGGUGUCGAGCCCACCGAGCAGGAGGUUGAGGCUGGUAAGGAGGAUGAGGAGGAGGACGAGGAGGAGGAGGAGACCCAGGAGGAGGAGACCAAGGAGGAGACUUCGUCCGCAGCCGGUAUCCCCGAGUUCUGGUUGUCUGCCAUGAAGAACCAGAUCUCGCUCGCCGAGAUGAUCACUGAGCGUGAUGAGGAGGCCCUCAAGUCGCUCACCGACAUUCGCAUGGAAUACCUCGACCGACCUGGAUUCCGCCUGAUCUUCGAGUUCGCCGAGAACGAGUUCUUCACCAACAAGACCAUCACCAAGACCUACUACUACAAGGACGAGAACGGCUACGGUGGUGACUUCAUCUACGACCACGCCGAGGGCUCCAAGAUUGACUGGAAGGAUGACAAGGAUCUGACUAUGCGUCUGGAGAGCAAGAAGCAACGCAACAAGAACACCAAGCAGACCCGCAUUGUCAAGAUCAGCGUGCCCACCGAAUCCUUCUUCAACUUCUUCUCACCACCCCAGCCCCCUGUUGAUGAUGACGAGUCUGUCGCCAGCGACAUCGAGGAGCGUCUGGAGCUGGACUACCAGCUGGGUGAGGAUAUCAAGGAGAAGCUCAUUCCUCGUGCGAUUGACUGGUUCACCGGUGAGGCCCUCCAGUUCGAGGAGCUGGGCGAGGACCUUGACCCCGAGGACUUUGACGAUGAGGAUGAGGAUGAGGAGGAUGAGGAUGAGGACGACGAGGAGCGUGGUUCAGACCGGGACAUUGAUGAUGACUCGGAUGAGGAGGACGGUACCUCCAAGCCCAAGAAGGAGGCCGCCGAGUGCAAGCAAAACUAG